Molecule: messenger RNA, 1832 nt
Organism: Hevea brasiliensis (rubber tree)
Lineage: Eukaryota; Viridiplantae; Streptophyta; Magnoliopsida; Malpighiales; Euphorbiaceae
Product: beta-glucosidase 24
Exons: 13
Coding region: 39-1667 (542 amino acids)
Biological process (GO): carbohydrate metabolic process
Molecular function (GO): beta-glucosidase activity
Source: RefSeq, a predicted model, not a curated record
CACACAAGCAGUUGAAACCAUAAUAUCGUCUUUUGGUUAUGGCUUCUAAGCACUCUCUUCAGCUGUUAGGGAUGCUCAUCGUCUUCCUUAUAAGCUUGCUGGCUCUUGCUAAGCCAGCAUUAAUGGCAGAUCAUGAUGAUGAAGUCCCAGCAGAUUUUAACCGUACUUAUUUUCCAGAUGACUUCAUUUUUGGGACUGCCACUUCUGCUUACCAGAUAGAAGGUGCAGCAAACAGAUCAGGCAGAGGACCAAGUGUCUGGGACACAUUUACUCAUAAGUAUCCAGAAAGGAUAAAGGAUCGCAGCAAUGGAGAUGUUGCAGUUGAUUUCUAUCACCGCUACAAAGAAGAUAUAAAAAACGUGAAGGGUAUGGGUUUCAAUGCUUUCAGAUUCUCUAUUUCCUGGCCAAGAGUUAUACCUAGUGGAAGGAGAAGUGAAGGAGUAAACGAAAAAGGGAUUGAAUUCUACAACAAUGUCAUCAAUGAAACUAUAAACCAAGGCCUUCAGCCUUUUGUUACUAUUUUUCAUUGGGAUACUCCUCAAGCUUUAGAGGACAAAUAUGGUGGCUUUUUAAGCCGUAAUAUCGUGGAAGAUUAUCGUGAAUAUGCAGAUCUUCUCUUUGAAAGAUUUGGUGAUCGAGUGAAAUUUUGGAUGACUUUCAAUGAACCAUGGUCUCUUAGUGGAUUCUCCUAUGAUUAUGGAGUUUUUGCUCCUGGUCGAUGCUCAUCUUGGGUGAAUCCUCAAUGUCGUGCUGGAAACUCAGCCACUGAACCUUAUAUAGUUGCCCAUCAUUUACUUCUUGCUCAUUCUGCAGCUGUACAAGUGUAUAGAGGAAAGUACAAGAAAACUCAAAAUGGCCAAAUUGGGAUCACACUUUUUACCUUCUGGUAUGAACCUCUCUCCAAUAGAAAAGAAGAUAUCGAUGCAUCCAAAACAGCCCUCGAUUUUAUGUUUGGAUUGUGGAUGGAUCCUAUAACCUAUGGUCAAUAUCCAAGGACUGUGCAAGAUUUAGUUGCAGAUAGAUUGCUCAAUUUCACUGUCAAAGAAAGUCAAUUGCUUAAAGGAUCAUAUGAUUUUCUUGGGCUACAAUACUACACUUCAUAUUACGCAAAGCCAAAUGGUUCAAUUGAUCCAGAUCAUAUUAGAUACAAAACUGACAAUCGCAUUACUGAAACUCCUUAUGAUUAUAAUGGUAAUCUCAUUGGUCCCCAGGCUUAUUCAUCUUGGUUUUACAUUUUUCCGAAAGGUAUCAGACAUCUUUUGAACUAUACCAAAGAUAAAUACAAUGAUCCAGUAAUUUAUAUUACUGAAAAUGGAGUUGACAAUUUUAAUAAUGAAACUGAAUCUAUUGAGGAAGCACUUAAUGAUCAAUUCAGGAUAGACUAUUAUAAAGAACACAUGUGGCACGCUCUAAGAUCCCUCAAGGAUUACCAUGUUAAUAUCAAAGGUUACUUUGCAUGGUCAUAUCUGGACAACUUCGAAUGGAAUAUUGGUUAUACUUCAAGGUUUGGUUUGUACUAUGUAGACUACAAGAACAACCUGACAAGAACCCGCAAAAAUUCAGCUGACUUUUUCGAGAAAUUCCUGAAUCCACUAAAUACUUUAGAAAAUAUUGCCCAGAUUACUUCAGGGUAUUCAAGGAAACUUGGGAAAUUCUACAUAAUGUAGCCUGUGUUGUGCCUUGUAAGGGUGCCAUUUCAACCUGUAUUGCAAUUAAAUAAUCAUCACUGGGCUACUCCUUAGCUCCUGUGACGUUACUUGUGUUCUAUAUAUUAAAUAUUUGGUGAUAUUUUGUCCCCUACGAGAAUCCAAGCAUGACUUGUUGUAUUGUAA